CCCCCUGCUUUCGAUCGGGCGCACUCCUUGGCCUUUUCGGUUUCCGGCAACUGUACAAGCCAAUCAACUCUCUCUUUUCAUCCUAUAUCUAAUCGCACACACGAUCCAGCCGUUUCACCACUCAAGCCAUGUUUCUUGGAUACACCAGAGCAGCCUGUGGUGCCAGACAUCGUCCACAACUCGCCAAUUGAACCCCGUCCCACCAAGAAGCUACGCACAACGGAAACAAUAAAUAAUGAUGACAUAUGGCCUUGCGCGUUGUGGCCACAACAUGAAUUGCAGCCAGGGAACAACACAAUGUGUGCCACUCGCCCCACCACCGGCCCAGAACAACUCCCAACCAGUCGCAUUGCUCCCCAUGCCAAUUCUUUUGCCCAAAAUACCGCCAUCCCUGAACAAAAACCUGACUUUCGACACGUCAUGGCUCUCCGCCGCUCAAGUGGCCACCAAGAAAAGUGACCCCGUCGUGAAAAGGAAUAAGGACAGAGAAGAGACCUCCGCCAGCAUUCUUGUCGCCUCGCGACCUAGCAUGGUUGAUCCACGGUUGGCUACGUUCUUGGAACGCUUUGACAACGCCGAAUGGCGAUUGCAAGCCCUGCAGCCCGAAAAUGCCAAACUCCAAGCCAAGGUGCAGGAAGCCGAACGGCAAAAACGCGCCAUGCAACAGUUGGCAACGUAA
This is a messenger RNA of Phaeodactylum tricornutum CCAP 1055/1, 679 nucleotides long. RefSeq lists its product with no specific name. Bases 236 to 679 code for a protein of 147 amino acids. The record is from RefSeq and is a predicted model, not a curated record. The transcript has a single exon. NCBI's taxonomy places the organism in Eukaryota, Bacillariophyta, Bacillariophyceae, Surirellales, Neidiaceae.